UUUUUUCGUUAUUAAGCAAAAAGCUUUUCUUCUGCUGAGAUAAUGGAGCUAGCGUGGGAGAACUCGUGUACGUAUGCCUAUCUACUUGCGUCCCCACUAACGCCCGCGUGCUGCAAACUGCGUCUUCUCCUUCCCAAGUCGCUUGUUCCUCCGUCGGUUUUUCUUGCACGCUCUAAUUCACUCUUAUUAUGUCACUGCAUGCACGUGAACCAGACUCAGAAGGCUACGGCCUGAACCAAGGGUGUGUCUCGACUUUUUCAGGCACAAUUCACCGCUUCCAGCUGCCAAUCUAGACGCUAACGAGCCUGUUGUGUUGCUCUAACAGCUACGGCGAUGAGGCAACGGCUCUGACGGGCGAGAACAAGCCUCGCAUCCUGCUCAUGGGUCUGCGCAGGAGCGGCAAGUCGAGCAUCCAGCGCGUGGUGUUCCACAAGAUGUCGCCCCACGAGACGCUCUUCCUCGAGGGUACCAACAGUCUCGACAUCAAAUACAUUGCCAACAAUUCGUUCGUGCAGUUCCAGAUCUGGGACUUUCCAGGAGACUACGACUUCAAAGAGGACCUGGUGUACGGUGGCCAGCUCGUGAACGAGGAGAUGAUCUUCAGCAACUGCGGCUCCAUCGUGUUCGUCAUUGACGCGCAGGACGAACCGUAUGCGGAGGCAUUGGCGCGUCUGCAUGACACAGUCACACGUGCGCACAGGUACAACCCGGACAUCCUGUUCGAAGUGUUCAUCCACAAGGUGGACGGCGACCUCUUUCUCUCCGACGACCACAAGAUCGACUGUCAGCGCGAGAUUCAGCAGCAGAUCAUGGACGAGAUCAACGACGGAGAGCUCGACAUCCACAUGAGUUUCUAUCUGACCAGCAUCUACGACCACUCCAUUUUUGAGGCAUUCAGCAAGGUCGUGCAGAAGCUGAUUCCGCAGUUGCCGACUCUUGAAAACCUGCUCAAUAUCCUCAUCACGAGCUGCAACAUGGAGAAGUCGUUCCUGUUCGACGUCGUGAGCAAGGUCUACAUCGCAACGGAUAGUAACCCUGUCGACAUGCAGUCGUACGAACUGUGCAGCGAUAUGAUCGAUGUCGUCAUCGACGUCUCCUGUAUCUACGGAAUGAAAGACGACGGGGAGGGCGACGGGUUAGCGUACGAUUCCAAGUCAUCGUCGGUGAUCAAGCUCAACAACGGAAUGGUUCUGUACCUCCGAGAAGUGAACAAUUAUCUGGCUCUGGUGUGCUUGUUGCGCGCCGAGAACUUUAUGAAGCAAGGAAUUAUCGACUACAACAUCGACUGCUUCAAGUCAGCUAUUGGCGACGUGUUCAAGGCACCGAAGGCGAUCGAAUAGAUCGAUUACCUCUAAAACGCCCCGUGUUGAGUUCCCAGAUCACCCCGGGUGGGCAAAAAGAGAGGCACUAUCGCUGUUAUUCUGCUAAAUCGAACUUUGGCUGUUUUCGUUUUUACAGAACUCGAAAGGUUUAUUGACUCUAUUCCGUUAAUUCGGCGUCUUAUAAGAUUGGGCUCUAUCUACUCUACCCGGAUAGCGACGUCAUUCGACUGUGCACUCGUGGCGUUGCUGAGUGACAUCGCCAUGGACUGCAUCACCACAUCGCGGAUCCGUGUGUACAGCGCUGGAUUCUGCUCCUGCAUCGCCUCGUACGUCUCGCGACGCAUCUCGAACACCACGCAUGGUUCCGUCGCAGUUGCCAUCGCUUGCCUCUGUUGGCGACCGAAGUAGUCCACCUCUCCGAAAAGAGAUCCCGACAACACAUUGACUACAUUGGACUCGAUCGACGAGCUGCGGUCGAGAGCGACACAACCAGCUGCGAGGAAGUAGAAGCGGUCUGCCGGUUGUCCAAAGCUGUAGAAUUCAUGCCCUGCAGGCACCUCGAGUUUCUGGAAAAACUGGUCGGCUGUCAAGUCGUCAAGAGCGAAGUACUGCAACAGCUCACUAAUGCCAUCGUCAUGGUGGAUACUGCUGCGACCUGGCGUCGCCUUGGCGUUGCCGGCACUGGCCAAAAGUUGGUUCUCACAGAGCUCGAGAGCCGAGUCUGCACUCGAAUAGAAGCUCUCCUCGCCAGUGAUCUUGUUCUUGACCAGCACGCUCUUGACAGAGGGCAGCGCACCAGCGUACACGACGGUGAUGUCGUGGUUGUUGCAGUACUUCUGCAGGAUCAGGAACGCGCUGCGUGCGGCCGUCGCGUCCAUCGCCGUGACGUUCGUGAAGUCCAUGACGACGUACUCGGUCGGGACUGCGUCGGGGUUGGUAGCUGGAGUUCCAUCCAGACACUCGAUCAGCGGUAUCCGGUGUUCAGUGGGAGUCAAAGGCAUGUCCGCGUCGCUGAGAUAGUCAUCUCCACCUUCGACGCCCGGUAGUUUCUUACGCACAUAGACUGCCUUCUGGACGAUGUCGAGGAUCUGCACUGACGAACCGAAGAAGAGGAAGCCGCUCAGUUCGAAGUACGCGAUCACAUCUUGCUUCUGGUCCAGUACCUUGCGCUCCGAGAGAGUGCGAGCUGCACCGGACGCGCGAGGCUUCCGACUCACUACAGGCAGACGAAUGUAGCCCAGCAGGAAGUUGACAAUAGCAAUGCCCACACCAAUGAGCAUGCCUUCGUCCAGCGCCACGAGAUUCACGGCCACGAACGUCAUCCACAGCACCGCAUACUCGCGCAACGACAUUUUCUUGAAGGUGAGGAUGAGCCACUCGAUCAUGAGGUCGAUCGCGAUGAAGAUCAACGUGGCGGCGAAGAAGAAGCGAGGCACGUAGCUCAUGACGGAUACAGGGGCCAAUACAAUGGCGAACUCCGAGAUGAUCACACAGACACCGACGAUGCGCGAGUUGGUCUUGGAACGGUACGUGAAGAUGGUCUGCGAGAAGAUGUAGGAGCCCGUGUAUCCUCCCAACAAGCCGCUCACGACGUUGGACCAGCCGACGGUCUUGAGUUCGUGGUUGAAGUCUAGUUUGCUGCCCAUGUCGAGCUCGAUAGCGGCGAUAUCCAAGCAGGACGAGAACGCGACGAUGAAGACCAUACCGAUCCACGUGCCGAACUGCUUGGGUAGUUGUUCCCAGUGAACCUCAUUGAAGUCGAAGAGAUCGAGCAGCUCCGAGACGGUGGCGGGGUCUUUGGCCGGGUCGAUCCAGCCUCCAUCACGUGCAUCGUCCAUGGAAAUGCCGCCCACCAGCAUGAUGAAGAAGAAGACGACGGGCAUGAUCAUGAUCGCUGCAGACAGGAUGAACGAGUUGUCGUAACGCUGCGAAACGACCAGCAGGAAAGCGCCACCGAGGACACCCGGGACACACAGCAGAACGUCGUGUGCAUUGCCGAAGACGCUGAUCAUGGACUCCAUAUCGUUCACGACGAGACCCGUACACAACGCGAGACCAGCGUACAAGCAGAAGAUGCCGAUGAAGGCCAAGUAGCCACCGAUCACGGGCAUCGGCAGGUACGACGCAAGUGCAGCCAGCUUCAGCUUUCCCAUGAUCACAAGACAGACACCGAGGGAUGCAGUAGCAAUACCGAUGACGAUGAUAGAAGUGGUCACUUUGGCCUCCAGCGGCACGUCGUUGCCCAGCGAGUCACAGAUCGAGGUGGCCAUAGUACUGAGAAAGAUGAGACCGGCAUCUUGCACCUGUCCGAUGGAGAACGGCAGCGAGCUCAUGAGCGUGAACAUGACCUGAUGCACGACACUGGAGAAGAUGACGAGCUUGGAUAGCGCCGGCAUGAAGUCUUCGAAGUCUUUGUGGCUGAAGAGGAUAACGGCGUAUCCGUACAUGGUGGGGAUGGUCAGGAUGGAGUUGAUAAUGCCGUACAUGACCGCGUUUGUGAUGUGAGCUACAUUCUGCGAGCCGCCCUUGUGUGGAUCCGAUUGCAUUUUACCAUUGGUCUGAAGCAGCACGUGCGACGGAGACUCGAGGUUUGUUUUUCGUGCCUUCUCACGCGUAAUGGAGACCACCGAUAGCUGGGAUAGUUGAGAGAUUCUACUGUUGCCAUGGUUCAGGGACUCCAUCGUUGAUAGAAUCGGGCGAGCAGCACAAGACUAUCGUAGACGAUUCUCAGGUGGCGCGAAGGAAAAUGGCAAAAACCAGAAUGAGCAGUAGCUCAGAGAGACAAGCUCUCGAUGACACCGUUGAUUUGACGGAGCCGCAAUUUUGUUUUUGUUGAACUGAACGAUCCGUAUGGCUACAGUCUGCCUCGGUUCGUCGUCGAUUAAUCGAUCAAAGCGUGCGCAGAAGCACAUGUAUAAUAGAGGCCAUCCGUUUGAAGCCAGGCGAUCA
Phytophthora nicotianae INRA-310 is the source of this 4271-nucleotide messenger RNA. RefSeq lists its product as hypothetical. The coding region runs from base 381 to 1340 and encodes 319 amino acids. Gene Ontology annotation, biological process: cellular response to starvation; positive regulation of TOR signaling; regulation of autophagy. The transcript is spliced from 7 exons. The record is from RefSeq and is a predicted model, not a curated record. Gene Ontology annotation, molecular function: GTPase activity; GTP binding. Gene Ontology annotation, cellular component: nucleus; lysosome; Gtr1-Gtr2 GTPase complex. Lineage: Eukaryota; Oomycota; Peronosporomycetes; Peronosporales; Peronosporaceae.